Messenger RNA from Tigriopus californicus, 516 nucleotides. RefSeq lists its product as uncharacterized. The record is from RefSeq and is a predicted model, not a curated record. The transcript is spliced from 3 exons. Lineage: Eukaryota; Metazoa; Arthropoda; Copepoda; Harpacticoida; Harpacticidae. Bases 83 to 430 code for a protein of 115 amino acids.
ACGGUCAGCCGAUGAUGGUAACAAUUUGCUACUGUCAACAUCAUAAAUAACAACUUUUGUCUCGCCGUGUUGUCACAAAAAGAUGGUUCACAUCAUUGUUUCGUUUCCGAAUGGUUUGGCCCAUCUCAUCCACGCGCAUGAUAUUGCCGACGACACGACGAUGCACACACUUAGUGCGAUGGUCCACACCCAGCAAAACCUUCAAGCGGCGAAUUAUGUUCACCUCGGUUUGUGCCGUCCAAUAGCGGACCAACAAGGUGUCCCCAUUUUCGAAAUCCAGACGGAGAUCGUCAGGUUGUCCGAAAUAACCACUGUGGCCGAGGCCAUGGUCUUGGCCGACGAACACGUGGAUGUAGAUGUGGUUGGUCCCACUGACGUACUUUCCUUGGUCGGACAUGUGGGGAUCGUUAUGAUUCCACCUCCCGGCUAGGUGGAACCAAAUUAAUCUCCAUAACUAGAUGUUGCCAUCUUCCUCACUCUGUCUAAUAUUUUGCCCUGAACAAACAGACAAGCAAU